Molecule: messenger RNA, 1940 nt
Organism: Cheilinus undulatus (humphead wrasse)
Lineage: Eukaryota; Metazoa; Chordata; Actinopteri; Labriformes; Labridae
Product: neuronal acetylcholine receptor subunit alpha-4-like
Exons: 6
Coding region: 234-1940 (568 amino acids)
Biological process (GO): signal transduction; chemical synaptic transmission; regulation of membrane potential
Cellular component (GO): synapse; postsynaptic membrane; neuron projection
Molecular function (GO): acetylcholine-gated monoatomic cation-selective channel activity; transmembrane signaling receptor activity
Source: RefSeq, a predicted model, not a curated record
CUGCCUCCUUCCUGCCUGACUUGGAUUAGUUUGCUGAAUACUUACUGGACUGCUCUACAUGUUAAAUUUCUUGUCAGGCCGGACCUCGAGCUCACGCUGAGGAGAGGCUGCUCCAGAAUCUGUUCGCACAUUACAAUAAGCUCUCCAGGCCUGUGGAAAACACCACGGACACGGUGCUUGUCCACUUUGGACUGUCUAUCGCUCAGCUCAUUGAUGUGGAUGAAAAGAACCAGAUGAUGACCACGAACGUCUGGGUCAAGCAAGAGUGGAACGACUACAAACUCAGGUGGAACCCAGAGGAAUAUGAAAAUGUCACCUCUAUCCGUAUUCCCUCUGAGAUCAUUUGGAGGCCUGACAUUGUACUCUACAACAAUGCUGAUGGCGACUUUGCAGUCACUCACCUUACAAAGGCGCAUCUCUUCUACGAUGGUCGGAUAAAGUGGAUGCCACCAGCCAUUUACAAGUCCUCAUGCAGCAUAGACGUCACCUUUUUCCCCUUUGACCAGCAAAGCUGCAAGAUGAAGUUUGGCUCAUGGACUUAUGACCGCGCCAAGAUCGAUCUGAUCACGAUGGCCAGCAACGUGGACCAGAUGGACUACUGGGAGAGCGGGGAGUGGGUCAUUGUCAAUGCAGUGGGGAAGUACAAUACAAAAAAGUACGAGUGCUGCACGGAGAUCUAUUCAGACAUCACGUACUACUUCAUCAUCCGGAGGCUCCCGUUGUUCUACACCAUCAACCUCAUAAUCCCCUGUCUCCUGAUCUCCUGCCUGACAGUGCUGGUGUUUUAUUUACCGUCACAAUGUGGGGAGAAGAUCACCUUGUGUAUCUCUGUCUUACUUUCCUUAACCGUGUUCCUCCUGCUGAUCACAGAGAUUAUACCGUCCACGUCAUUGGUGAUUCCUCUGAUUGGUGAAUACCUGCUGUUCACCAUGGUCUUUGUCACACUCUCCAUCAUAAUCACCGUCUUUGUGUUGAACGUCCAUCACAGAUCUCCACAAACCCACGGCAUGCCUCACUGGGUGAGGAGAGUGUUCUUGGACAUGGUACCUCGAGUUUUAUUCAUGAAGCGUCCGCCAGGCACGGCCAAGCAGCACUGCAAGAAGCUUAUCGAGAUGAUGCAUCGACCCCCCACCAUAUCAGCAACGGGUAACUCACAGGCCUUUUGGUCAGGGUUAGAGACGGGGUUGAGACAGAUAAGCCAGGUGGAGACUACGCUCCCUAAGAGUCCAUCUGAUAGUCCGAGCAUUCUUGUCUGCUCGCCUUCUCCGGCGUCAUCCCCAGCUGAGGACUGCAACGAGGAUAAUCAUUCAAUGAAGGCCAACAUUUUCUGUCAGACCACAUCCGGUCAGUACUCAGUUCUCUCAGAGAAACUUUCCCUCCGUGGGACUUCCGCGGCCUCCUCUUCUUCCCAACUAUCCUUACCCCCGACUUUACCUAUGGGUCCAAUUCGCAGCAUUUCCAGGGACGAACCCAACUCACUCGCCCCGAAUGGCCGCUCUCACAGCGUAGAGCAAAUGUGUGACCACCAGAAGAAUGAUCUCCCACAAAGACCAGGACAUCGAUGCCGUUCCCGUAGCUUUCAGUACUGUUGUCUACACGAUGAAGGGUCUGGGGUCCUCAGGGUUAUGGGACAGGUAAAGAAACAAGCCCCUUCAGAUCACCUAACAGAAACUCUCACAGCAGAGACCACUAAAGACGCAAGUACCCAACAGGACACUGUGGUCACAACAACUAUAUCUCCAGCUAUGCAACGGGCCAUAGAGGGAGUUCAGUACAUCGCCGAUCAUCUCAGGGCAGAGGACGCAGAUUUUUCAGUAAAGGAGGACUGGAAGUAUGUGGCCAUGGUCAUUGACAGGAUAUUCCUCUGGAUGUUUGUACUGGUGUGCAUACUGGGAUCAGUGGGACUCUUUCUUCCUCCCUGGCUGGCUGGAAUGAUCUAG